CGCCAGACCAGCUACUUCAGCUGCGAGCCUCACGCUUCGCGGAGACACACCUGGCUUGCUUUGCUUCGCUUCGCUUCGUGCAUGUGUGCAGUCCGCCUGCACUGACACGAGCAGCCGAAGGUCGUGCGUGAGCGUCGAUUUUGUCAUCUUUGUGUGUGUGUUUGAUCGCUGCGGGGUGGUUGCUUGGUUCGCUGGUGCAGGGAGGGUGGACGAAUCACAAGCAUCCGCACAACAAUCACACGGCGUGCCUCUGGAGUGCAUGCCGCUAAGCCACCCGCUUGUCUCUCCACUAUCCUUUGUCGUGAGCGUCUUCUUCUUCGCUGUUGUUUCCCCUUCUGCAAGCGUUAGGGUGCACACAAGCCCGGCGUCAUCCCCCCAUAUCAGCUGACGCUUGCCUUUUGCAUCGACCGCAGCUGUUGCGGCCAGCAUAGUGUGUGUCGUCCUCCCUGCCAGAGAUGGGGAGGGGCAGUGGCACCAACCACACCAGAAGGAAUAAGCAUCAGGGCGACAGCGGAAGUCCUGCCGCGUGGAGACAGAGCAUCUGCUCCCACGUGACCUGGCUCUUUCUCGUCAUCGCCGGGCUCGCACUUAUCCUGGUUGCACUGCUCACGCCAGAGUGGGUCGUCACGGACACGUCUGCAACCCACGCCGACGCCACCACCGAUGCCUAUCUCCUCUCCCUUGGUCUCACUGUCCAGUGUAGGCAGUACGUCAACAAGCCAGAACUCCUUAUCUUCGCACGCAAAGAGUGCUCCAGUUAUGGGCGGGAGUUUUCGCGCGCAUGGGCGGAGGAGCAGCGAGCGGCAGCGAUAUUGCUCAUUGUUGCAGGCGCUCUCAUCACCAUCGCCAUCAUUGGCAUUGCUUUCUUCUGUGACUAUGCGCGGUUUCUGUUCCAGCGACGAGUCGCCCGCCACGCCAUCCUCCUUGCAGCGGGAUGUGCCGUUGCGUCGGUUCUCUGCUUUGGAUUCGCCCUCAAACAGCUCGGACAAACAGACGACCCAGCCGCCCUCCCCGUCUGUCCAGGCGCGGAUGCAUUUGAUCUCGGGAGAUGCUCCCUUGGAUACAGCGCAAUCACAGGGAUUGUUGGCACUGGCGUGCUGCUGGUGGCGGCCGUGCUUGGAUACUGCUUGCAAAUGCCAGCGACUUCCCACCUCUUGCACAAGCUCGAGGCAAUCACCGCCACCACAACAACAAUGACCAUCACCAAACACCACCUGCACACCACACCGCCACCCGAGCUGCCACGGGGCGACCUGCUGGCACCGCUGUCGUCAUCGUCGAGUGACAACAGCUCCGAACCACCAGCGUCAAUGCAGUCCUCGUCGUCAGAUGUCACGUCGGAAACGUCGACAUCGGGCAACUCGAUGUGGUACGACCUCCCCGCUGGCGGCCACGAUCGAGUGCUCUUUGAACAGUCGAGGGAACAGCACCACCACCAUCAACAACAACACCAAGUACUCCUACCGCUCCAACGACAACAGCUCUCAUUGCACCAGCAGCAGCAGCAGGAGUUUGGGCACUUGCAUCAUCGCCAUCACCAACACCACCACGCACACAUCCAGCACUCAACACCAGACCGACCACGUGUGAGCGGACCCGUGCCACGCCCACCCGCAACCAUCGCGCUCACAUCCACCAUGAUGGCACCAACAACUACCGAAGCCGCGCCAACAGAUGCAGCAAGAAUAACUGAAGCAGCAGCAUCAUCGUCAACAGCAACAGCAGCAGCAGGAGGAGCACGUGGUGAUGAAGCUGCGAUGGAUAGGAGACACCGCCCCCUCCCUCCACUACCGCCACAUGCAACAACAGCAACAACAGUUCAAGUCAGUGGUGGUGGUGGUGACGAUGGUGAUAACGUGAGGAGGGACAAGGAGAGGAGAAGGAGGAGGAAAGAGUUGAAGAAAGAGCAGAGGCGGAAGCGAGAGAGAAAGCAACAGCGAAGGGACGUGGGCGGGUAUCUCCACGAUCAGCGAGGAGACGUGCACCCGCACCAACAACUCCAUGAAGCGCUGCUGCCAUCAUGGCGUGUGGAAGGUCGAGGAAGACUUGAACCAGCCGACGUGUACACUGCAUCACCGCCACACACGCUGACGCAGCGGCCUGCACAGCCACACCAACAACCUUCCCAGCAGCCCACAUUCGCUGUGCACUCGCUACAUUCAGCGCCACCGCCGCUCGUCACACACUUUGAUGGCGGCGGUGGCAGUGGUGCCAUGGAUAGGCAAGGCAGCACACGCAGCCCGAUUCACACCCCCGUCUUCUCCGUUGAGAACAGCGGCACCGCUGCGGGACAUGUGUACACGGCAGCAACUGCGCGGUCCGUUCAGCGCGUCAACAGGGGAUAUGCGGGCGACCUCGAAGCGUCCAUUCGUCGAAGAUAUUUUCCGCAGCAGCAGCAACAGCAGCAACAGCAGCAACAACAACACCAACAGCCCGUGGGUGGUGGGCGCGUGCAGGGCUCUGUGUACGGCACAACACGUACUGUGGAGCGAAUGUUUGCAGCAGAGAGCGAGCGAGCGCAUCGCCCGCUCGGCUCCGGGCACACGCACACCUCGAGCCCACCGCACAUCCUGUUUCAGUCAACACAUACGUGGCAGCAGCAGCAGCAGCAGCAGCAGCAGCAUGUGUUUGUCUAUGGCAGUGCACAACGAGAUGCGACGAUGUCAAAGCAGUAUGACUCGCCACCCCACGUUAGCACACUUGGGCGCGCGCAGUCACGCCACUCGACGAUGGGCGAGCGCACGCAUGUUGCGUUUCCUCCAGCACCACCGCAACCAGCGGCACCAAUAGCACCAACUGCACCAGCACAAGAGAGCACAGCAGCGAUAAUGACAGCAGCCGCGUCAGGGAUAGCAGGUGUGGCGCGCCCAGCACGACCACCGGCACAACCCCACACGCACACGGUGGAUGGCAUGCAUGUGUAUGAGUACCGUGAGAAUGCACAGUAUCAGCCAACCGAGGGCGAGCCACACGCAAGGGCGGUGCCGCGAGCGGGGAGUGGCGUGCCAAAAGGCAAUGCAGGACCCACAACAUCAACAGCACCAACAGCACCAACACCAGCAGCAGCAGCAGCAACAACAACAACACCAUCUGCGCGAGGCGCCACACGGGCAUCGGCAAGCGUCUCGGGUCGUGCACGCCGGCAGGACUCUGCUUUUUAUUCGCACGGGACAGUCCCAAGCCUUGGACGUUACGCAAGCAUUGGCGAGCAGCCGUUCUCAUACACACAAACAGCACCAACAGCAACAGGAGGCGCAUUGCACCCUCGCAUGCCUCAAACGCGUCAGCAGCAACAGCAACAGCAAACGUUGCCGCAACGUGGUUGGGGUGUGAUGGUUGGUGGUACACGGGUGCACAGCAUGACACGAAACACCACCACCACCACCACCACGACUGCAGCGCAGCCGCAAGAGAGCGUGUACGAGAAUCCGCACAAGUACAUUCCCCGACCCGUCAGUCGCGGGUCCACGGAUGAUCCAAGCAGCGAUUCCACCCAGACCCACCAGUCAUCAUCCGCCACAAACAGCGGCGACACAGCGCCUCGGCCUCCACGACUCUCAAAACCACCUCCGCCGCAUCCUGCAGCUGCACAUCACCAACACCACCGCCAUGGCCACCCGCCGCCACCGCCACACCAUCGCGUGCCGUACAGCGCAACGAAUCUGCCAAGUGGCGGGUCUGAAAUGUCGACGGCUGCUGUGUUCACGUGGGACAGCGUCGUGUCGGAACUCCGGAGCAGCACCGAUCCCAAACGCGAGCGCCAGCAUGAGCAUGGCAGUCGAGUAGACACCAGCCCUGUUGACGACGACGACGACGAUGGCGAUGAUGGUGGUGGUGAUGGUGAUGGUCUUGACACCGGUGCCAUCUUGGAUGUGCUGCGACCACCAUCCGCGAUGUCUGUUGAGCAUUUUGUAUAGCGUCGCUUAGACUUGCCUUCCUGCUUUCCCUUGCUUGCUUGCGUGUGUGUCUGUCUAUCUGUCUGUCUGCCUGUCUGUGUGUCUGUGUGUGUGUGUGUGUGUGUCUGUGUGUGUGUGUGUAUGGACUUCGUGUGUUAUGUCACCGCGGUUUGUUGGGACUGGUUCUCAGCAUUGUCCACCAGCUGUAAAUUACUUGUUGCCCAUGCAUAUAUGCUACCAUGUUACCGCUACUUUGUUCCCUUGUUUGCGUCUGUGCUUUAUGUGCAGGCGAGUGUGCACUCGUCUGCGUGUGUGUGUGUGUGUAUAAGCAUUUGGCGGCUACGCACGCUCCUGCCCCUGCUCCUAGGUGUCGUUUUGGUUUGUGCUUAAUCGUGCCCCGUUUUGUGUUUUGAAUCGCAUGCAAUGUUGCGUCCAAUAUUUGAUUGGUGGAUUGGUUGAGGCUUGGUUGCGUUACAAGCGUGCGCAUGAUGUGAUGUGCCUCCAGGUGUCCGCUACAACUGCGCAUGCGCAAUUCCACCAUCUUCUUGCCUGUUCUACAUAUUGUUCAUUUUCACUGCUUUUGGUUAUGUUACCGCCAUUAUUGCUCCUUGUCCGGUGCUGUCGCCCAACAUGUUUGGAUGGCAUCACCACCCAAUACACAUUCAAAGAACAACAGAA
This is a messenger RNA of Salpingoeca rosetta, 4574 nucleotides long. RefSeq lists its product as uncharacterized. The transcript is spliced from 11 exons. The record is from RefSeq and is a predicted model, not a curated record. Gene Ontology annotation, cellular component: membrane. NCBI's taxonomy places the organism in Eukaryota, Choanoflagellata, Craspedida, Salpingoecidae. Bases 456 to 3917 code for a protein of 1153 amino acids.